Messenger RNA from Leopardus geoffroyi (Geoffroy's cat), 3658 nucleotides. RefSeq names its product ribosomal protein S6 (gene RPS6). Bases 2543 to 3616 code for a protein of 357 amino acids. The transcript has 6 exons. Gene Ontology annotation, biological process: translation. Lineage: Eukaryota; Metazoa; Chordata; Mammalia; Carnivora; Felidae. Gene Ontology annotation, molecular function: structural constituent of ribosome. Gene Ontology annotation, cellular component: ribosome. The record is from RefSeq and is a predicted model, not a curated record.
CGCUGGAUGUAGAGAUUAAAUUUUAAAAUUUUAUUUAAUAACAUAUAAGUGUAAAUCAUCAUGACUUUGGAUUUGGCAAUCGAUUUGUCUCAGAUACAGCACCAAAAGCAUGAAUGUAAAGAAAAAAAUGGACUUCAUCAAAAUUAAAAACUAUUGUACAUCAAAAGACAUUAACAAGAAAGCGGAAAGACACUCUUGGCCUCAUGUUAACUCACCACCACUACUUCAAUGAAAACAAUUAGAGCUAAGAAACAUAAUUGGAGGGACGCCUGGGUGGCUCAGUUGGUUUAGCAUCCAACUUCAGCUCAGGUCAUGAUCUCAUGGUUUGUGGGUUUGAGCCCCGCAUCCGGCUCUGAACAUUAAAAAAAUUUAUUCAAGUACCGCCCAAUUAUGUUUUUUUAGUUUUCUAUUCUCCAAAGAAGAUAUACAAAAGGCCAACAGGUAAGUGAAAAGAUGCUCAACAUCAUUACUCAUUAGGAAAAUGCACAUCAAAACCACAAUGAGGUAUCACUUCACACCCACUAGGAUGGCUAUAAUUAAAAAAAAAAAAAAAAAAAGAAAAUAACAAAAUAACAAGUGUUGCCUAGGAUGUGGAGAAAUUGGAACCCUCAUAAAUUGCUGGUGGAAAUGUAAAAUGGCUCAGCAGCUGUGAAACAGUUUGGCAGUUCUUGCAGGAAUUAAACACAGAAUUAACAUAUGACCCAUUGAUUCCACUUUUAGGUAUGUAACCCAAAGAUUUGAAAACGGGUACUCAAACAUACCAGCACUACUCACAGGUUACAAGUUGGAAACAGCCCAAAUGCCCAUCAGUGGAUGAAUGAAUGGAUAAACAAAUCUGUUGAGCAUCCAACUUUUGAUUUCGGCUCAGGUCAUGAUCCCAGUGUGAUGGGAUCAAGCCCUGCAUCUGGGUCCACGCUGAGCGUGGAGCCUGCUUAAGAUUCCCUCCCUCUCUCCCUCUCCCCCUUCCCCUCAGCCCCUCUCCCCACUCCAGUACACUCUCUCCUCUAAAAUAAAAACAAUGAAAAAAAUAAAAUUUUCAAAACUUAAUAAAACGAAUGAAGUAUUGAUAAAUGCUACAACGUAGACGAAUUUCAGAGACAUUAGAAGCCAGACAUAUAAUUCCAUUUAUAUGAAAUAUACAGAAGACCUAAAUCCAUAGAGACAGAACACAAUCAUGGUUGCCCAUGGCUGCUAGAGAAGGGGAAUGGAGAGCAACUGUUGAAUAAGUACAGGGUUUCCUCCUGGAACUAGAUGGAAAUAGUGGAUGGGUAAAACUGUCAGUGUACUAAAUGUCAAUGAAUUGUUUACUUAAAAAUGAUUAAUUCUGUUACAUCAUUUUCACCUCAUUACAGAAAAAAUUACACGUUUUAAAUGCAUCAUUUCACAAACCUUCUAGACAUUAAAACUAAAUGAUCAAACAGGAUUUGGUAGAACAUUUCAACUUUGAAUGUAAAACAGGCCUAAACUAAAAUCUUUGCGAUACUGAAGUGGAAGAUGGGAUGUAAUAAUCUUGGAAAGUAAAUUAUUGUUUACCUGAAAUACAGGAGUUUUUAUUUCUCGAAGAAUAAAUAUGGAAUAAAUAUGUAAUAGGCAAUAAACAUUCCUUCCUUCAGGAUACUGAUUCCAAGUGUGGAUUUCCGAGUUACACUACCUGGGUUCCCAUGCUUGUCUUCCCAGGAAUGUUCUGGAGCACUAUCAAAUGCACUGUAUCUUUCUCCCAUCUUUUAUACUAUUAAGAGUUGCAUCACUGCAGAUUCAAGAUUUACUAUAACACAUUCACUUAUUCUCCCUCUGCUGGCUGGUUCCAUGCUACCACACUGCAAUACGUUAAUACAUACAAGGGCUAGGGUUAUAAUUUAACAAAUAUUUACUGAGCACUUACAUGUGCCAUGCACUGGGCUGUGCCCUAAGUGUCCCACAGUGAAGUUAAGAUAGGAUCCCUGGCCUCAUUUAUCACCUAGUAGCGGACACAGACUUAAUCAUGAUUAAGUAUGAGAAAGAAAAACAGAGAUAAAAAGAGGGGUACUAUUUUAGGUAGGAUGGUCAGGAAGGGUUUGUCUUGGGAAUGACAUCUAAUCCGAAAGACCUGCAUGGCAUUAACGAAUGGCAAUAGAGGAAUUUGUGGGAAGUUUGAGGCCAGAACAAGAGAUGGGAAAGCAUUUAACUGCAGUGGAAAGUAAAUGGCACAUUUCCAGCAAGGGAAUGAUAGAAUUUGGCGUUGUAGAUUCUAGAGGCAAGAGAGAACCAGGAAGACUAUUCGGGACGCACCGAUGGUGGCCUGGACUGAGGGUAACUGCGGUUAAUGGCUUGCGCGAAAGGAAAGGUGUUAUUCUGCGACAGAAAACGAUGACUGCAGGGCGACUGGUUAGAGAACAUGCACAAAAACAAACCACGGCUUUCGAGUCAUCCUGCUGUGAACAGCCGGAACCAGGGCAGAGCAAGCUUCCGAACCAAAAGGAACUAAAAAUCUUCGGACACUAAGGUACAGGAAAGGCCAAGAGAGUUGAACUUCGCUCCUGCCUUCCUUCUGUGGUAGCAGCAGAUGCAGAGUGGCCAAGACGGAGGUGGGACCCCGCUCUGGCCCAGGAGGGUGAGCAGCGGACAUGCUAACCUUCAGAAACAAAAAACAAAAAACCAAAAACGAACAAAAAAAAACGUCACGGCGAGAAUGGCACAGAUAGCUCGCGGAACUAACCCUUCUACACUAAUUAAACCCGGCGCCGGAAGUGCCGCCCACCUAUGCUCACUUCCGCUAUCCCAGACGUCCUCUAACCUCGCGAGAACUAGAAGUGCCUAUGAGACGUGGGCUAAGCGGAAGUCGGGCCUCUUUUUUCGUGGCGCUUCGGAGGCGGUAGGCAGCCUCGCCAUGAAGCUGAACAUCUCUUUCCCAGCUACUGGCUGCCAGAAACUCAUUGAAGUGGACGAUGAACGCAAACUUCGUACCUUUUAUGAGAAGCGAAUGGCCACAGAAGUUGCUGCUGAUGCUUUAGGGGAAGAAUGGAAGGGUUACGUGGUACGAAUCAGUGGUGGCAAUGACAAACAAGGCUUCCCCAUGAAGCAGGGUGUCCUGACCCAUGGCCGUGUCCGCCUACUGCUGAGUAAGGGGCAUUCCUGCUACCGACCACGGAGGACUGGAGAAAGAAAGCGCAAAUCUGUUCGGGGUUGCAUCGUGGAUGCCAAUCUCAGUGUUCUCAACUUGGUCAUUGUGAAAAAAGGGGAGAAGGAUAUUCCCGGACUCACUGAUACUACUGUGCCUCGUCGCCUGGGGCCCAAGAGAGCUAGCAGAAUCCGCAAGCUUUUCAAUCUCUCAAAGGAAGAUGAUGUCCGCCAGUAUGUUGUGAGAAAGCCCCUAAAUAAAGAAGGUAAGAAACCUCGAACCAAAGCACCCAAGAUACAGCGUCUUGUUACUCCACGUGUCCUCCAACACAAACGUCGGCGCAUUGCUUUGAAGAAGCAGCGCACGAAGAAAAACAAGGAAGAGGCUGCAGAAUACGCUAAGCUUUUGGCCAAGAGAAUGAAGGAGGCCAAAGAAAAGCGCCAGGAACAGAUUGCCAAGAGACGGAGGCUGUCUUCUCUGAGAGCUUCUACCUCAAAGUCUGAGUCCAGUCAAAAAUGAGAUUGUUGUAAGAGGAACAAAUAAAUAAGAUCAGACGUCAAA